AUGGGUCCAACCCGGGUCCCGAUCCCAUCUUUCUAUGGGAUCUUAGAGGGAUCUGGGCAAAAGACCGCGGUUAUCGAGAUGGCUGCAGCGGCGGGAUUGAGCUUGGUGCCUCGAACCUGCCGAGAUCCUUGCGUCACCACCACGUUUGGUGUCGGCCAAUUGAUUACUGCAGCAUUAGAUGAAGAUGUGCAGCGGAUUAUCACGGAUGUGGUGAUUCAGGCACCAGUGAUGGUGGUGCUGCGCCUCAGAGAAGUCCAGAUUGAAGCUGUAUGCAACUGGGACAAUGUUCUAUGCGGUCCAAAAGGAGUGGCCCGGGUUUAUGGGCCACAGAAAGGAGCCAAUGAGCAGCAAACGGAGCUCCUCGCCGCAGCCAUGGAUACCUAUGCUACCGUUGCUCAACGCACAUUGGGAGUCAACGUGUCCCAGUUACCAGGGAGUGGCGCUUCGGGGGGUCUGGGGACGGGACUCUUGCUCAUUGGAGCGGUACUUCGGCCCCGGUAUGAGGCUAUAUUGGAGUACUUCAAUCUUGAUGAUUUGUUUGACAAUUGCGAUCUUGUCUUCACCGCAGAGGGAGGAAUCGAUGAUCAAACUCCAAGAGGAAAAAUUCCAGCGGAAGUUGCUAUGCGUGCGGAGAAGCAUCAUAUCCCAGUCAUUGCUUUGGCUGGAACAGUCGGACCGAAUGCGGAUCUUAAUUACCAUGUUGGCAUCAAUGCCUAUGUUUCCAUCCUGCAGCAGCCAUCAACGCUCGAGGAAGCAAUCAGGGACACAGAGCGGCUUCUUACGGACAGUGCAGAGUGUGCCAUGCGGAUGGUUAUGGUGGGAAAGUUACUCGGGAGUGCUGCGGCUAGUAAAGAUACCAAGAGAUCGUUGAGUGAUUGUUGUCAUGCUCGCCGUUACACCAACAAUAUGGCUAAUAAUCAUGGUGGUUCUAUCAACGGCAACCAUCUUAAACGGUUACAGAGCCAAUAA
Aspergillus tanneri is the source of this 969-nucleotide messenger RNA. RefSeq names its product glycerate kinase family protein. The coding region runs from base 1 to 969 and encodes 322 amino acids. The transcript has 2 exons. The record is from RefSeq and is a predicted model, not a curated record. Gene Ontology annotation, molecular function: glycerate kinase activity. NCBI's taxonomy places the organism in Eukaryota, Fungi, Ascomycota, Eurotiomycetes, Eurotiales, Aspergillaceae.